AACCACAAAGGAUAUAUAUCAAAGAUUGUAAUUCAACUUUACACUUUAAAUAAUAUAUAUAUUUUUUUGUUUUAUUGAGACUUUGAUACAAAAUAAUCAUUAAAAGAUGAUGACAUCUCUACACGAGAAAAAACCUCACCUUUACCCUGGGUUAGAUCUAGGAUACAGUGAUAGCAAGUGUGCCAAGACGAAUUUUGACGAACAGUGUUCAGGAAUGGAAAUUAAUACAGAUCACGUGGUUCUUCAUACUUAUCAACGUGUUAAACUUAUUCCAAAUGUGGACGUAUUUUCUAUGAAGCUUGAAACAUACAUGAGGAUCAGCAAAAUUCCAUAUAAGCUUGAUUCUAAAGAUUGGUGUAAAGGACCAAAGAAUACUGUUCCGUGGAUAGAUAUUGAUGGUAUAAAGAUAGAGGACUCGGGGGUUAUUAUGCGGCGCCUAAAUGAGAUGUUUAAAGUUGAUUUGAAUGAACAUUUGUCUGAUGAGGAAAAGGCUACAGCAUGGCCCGUACAGAAAUGGUUAGAAGAAUACACGUAUUGGUUAAACUACCAUUCUCGAUGGUACAUGUAUUGGGACGAUCUGGUUGUCAACAUGUUUGAAUGUCCAGCAGCUUUAAAUAAAUUGAUACGAAUUCCUGCAAGAUGGUGGCAGAAGAAACAGACAAAAGCUGUAGGCAUUGGUAAACAUACUGAUGAGGAAGUAAAUGAAAUGAUAAUUAAAGAUCUAGAACAGUUUGCUAAACUCCUUGGUGACAAGAAGUUUAUUAUGGGUGACAUAAUAAGCGAAGUUGAUUGUGCAGCUUUUGGAAUACUUUCACAAAUAAGAUGGUGUACACCAAAGUCAUGCCCUGGAUAUCAAUUAUUGACAGGUGGAAAACAACAGAACGUGAUGGACUAUCUUGACAGAAUCAAGGAUGUGUAUUGGCCAGACUGGGAGAAAAUAUGUGCAGAAUCAAAGUGUUAAAUUCUUGUUUGUCCGUGCGGGCAUAUCUACUCAUAUAUAUUAAAUCAUAGAUACGAGAUAUGAAUAAGGGUUAUUUGAUAAUAUUUCAUAAAGAUUCUAGUGUAAUGAAUAUUUUGAUUUACAUUAUAUAAUGUUAUUGCAUUGCUCUCUUGAUUUUAUGAUCAAUAAUAGAACAUAUUCUUUACUUACACGAGCGAGAUGAACAUAUAUUUUUAAAUCUAAUAUACAUUGUAAAGCUGUUAAUAAACGUGUUGUAUUGUCUUAAAUAAAAUAUUUUACAUUUGUA
Ruditapes philippinarum (Manila clam) is the source of this 1247-nucleotide messenger RNA. Its product is annotated as failed axon connections homolog. The coding region runs from base 107 to 961 and encodes 284 amino acids. Lineage: Eukaryota; Metazoa; Mollusca; Bivalvia; Venerida; Veneridae. Gene Ontology annotation, cellular component: cytoplasm. The transcript is spliced from 6 exons. The record is from RefSeq and is a predicted model, not a curated record.